UUCUAGAGCAUGCUUUUCCCUACAGAAGACACAUGCGACUAUGUCCCCUUCUUUUUGGCCUGUUUGAAGGACUAUCCGUCAACUUACUUCCUGGUGCUUUUUUGUUUGUUCAUUAAUUAGUUAGAUAGUUGGGUUGUUAUUAACUCGGCAUUAUUGCUAACUAGCAAAAAAACAAACAUCGAUAGUUGUAUUGGCUCAUCCGGGCAGCAGAGUAGUAACGUCGAGAUGAGGAGUGGAGCCUACAAGUUUCUGUCCGUUUUUUCUUGUCUCAUUGUUUGCGGAUUUAUGUUCAUGUUUUGGUUUUUCGUUUUUUACUCCAUGGUACUUGCGCCAUAAUUUACAACUGGAAUUUAUUAUUAUUAUUUUUUACAGUUAGCUAGUUUUUUUUAGCAGACAGCUAGCUAAAUUCGCUAACGUUAAGAUUUACCAAGUCGACAUUGCCCCCCCCCCACAAAGCAACGUACACUGACAAGUUGUAGCCAGUAAAAAGAUUUGAGUCCGAAUUUACUUGGCUACAUAACAAUCAACAGAAAGAGACAAAUGUAGCAACUGAACGGCUAAUUUGGGUUAGCGAACGGCUAACCAUCUAGCUAGCUAACGGCUAAGUGGGGUAUUUGGGUUAGCGAACGGCUAACCAUCUAGUUAGCUAAGGGGUAACUGGUGUAUUUGGGUUAGCGAACGGCUAACUAACAGCUAACCAUCUAGUUAGCUAACGUCUAACUGAUGUAUUUGGGUUAGCUAACGGCUAACUGGUGUAUUUGGGUUAACGAACGGCUAACCAGCUAGUUAGCGAACGGCUACAUAUAGCAACAACAUUGUGCACGUACCAUAGUGCAUUGCGGCAACGACAGAUCACAUGAUCUGAAUAAGGAAGCGAGGUGUAUUUGGGAUUGUAUCUGAGCACCAAGGAACAGGAUCGGUGAUAGAGAUGGCUUCUGUGCCCGUAGACAAAGACAGUGCAGAUCACAAGCUGCAGUUUGCUCCCUUCUCCAGUGCCUUAGAGGCAGGCUUCUGGCACCAGCUCACUCAGAAGAAACUCAAUGAUUACCGACUGGAUGAAAGCCCCAAGAAUAUCAAAGGCUACUACUACAAUGGCGAUCCGGUCGGCCUCCCCACUCGCCUGACUUUGGAGUUUAGUGCAUUUGAGGCGGAUGGCCCCAGCCCAGCCCGCUGCUGUCCCGUCACAGGGACCCUGUACAACACCAACACACUAGAGGCCUUUAAGACCUCAGACAAAAAAGCACUGCUGGAACAACAGGCCACGGAGAUUUGGGAGUCCAUACAGUCCGGUGAUGCUCUCAAGGACCCAUCCCUCCUCUGCAAAUUCCUUUUGCUGACUUAUGCAGACCUGAAGAAGUACCACUUCUACUACUGGUUCUGUUUCCCAGCUCUCUGUUUCUCUGAGGGAAUUAAGAUCCUCAAGGAGCCGGCUACGUUAGAUCAAGUCUUCUCUUCUAAACAGACCUCAGCCUUACAGGCAGCCUAUGACAGUCUGUGCGGUGAAACAGGGACCUCAGCUGUUCCUUACUUCCUGAUCAAGUACACAGGGGAUACUGUCCAGGUGGCCCAGCUACGAGACUGGGACAGCUUCAACACUGAUCUCAACAAGGUAACCGUGGGUGUGUAUGACCCCUGCACUCUGCCCCAGCAUCCUGGAUGGCCUCUGAGGAAUCUGCUGUUUCUCCUAGCCAGCAAAUGGGGCUCCCAACUAGAUGUGGUGGAGGUGAUGUGUUUCAGAGACCGGACUCUUCAGGGCAGUAGGAACAUUCAGCACAGCAUCGUGUUCCAGGUCAAACUACCGAUCCCUGAGCAGUCUGUCAAUGCAGCGUGUCCAAAGAAUGUAGGAUGGGAGAAGAACCCUAAAGGAGCCAUGGGACCCCGGAUGGUCAACCUCAGUGAAUGUAUGGACCCAAAGAGACUCGCAGAGUCCUCGGUGGAUCUCAACCUGAAGUUGAUGCGCUGGAGGCUGGUACCUUCUCUGAAUCUGGACAAAGUGACUUCAACUAAGUGUCUGCUGCUGGGAGCUGGUACACUGGGCUGCAACGUAGCCAGGACUCUAAUGGGCUGGGGAGUGAGACACAUCACGUUUGUGGACAACUCUAAGAUCUCUUACUCCAACCCAGUCAGACAACCGCUGUAUGAGUUUGAAGACUGUCUGGGAGGAGGCAAGUCCAAGGCCCUCGCUGCCGUCGACAGACUGGGCAAGAUCUUCCCUGGAGUGAAUGCAGAGGGACACGUGAUGAGCAUCCCUAUGCCAGGCCACCCGGUCAACUUCUCUGAGGCGACCAUGUCUCAGGCCCGGCAGGACGUUGAACACCUGGAGAAACUGAUCUCGGAGCACGACGUCGUCUUCCUGUUGAUGGACACCAGGGAGAGUCGAUGGCUGCCGACUGUUAUAGCUGCCAGCAAUAGGAAGUUGGUAGUGACUGCCCUGGGCUUUGACACCUUCGUGGUGAUGAGACACGGUCUGAAGAAACCUAAACCCUGUGGACCAGGAGACUCCUCCGACCCUUCCUCUUCCUCCUCCGCCUCAUCCUCUUCCUCCACGCCGGCCGAGCCCGCCCAGCUCCCAGCAGCCUCUCUGUUCUCCAACAUCCCCGGACACCGCCUCGGAUGCUUCUGUAACGACGUUGUCGCCCCCGGAGACUCCACCAGAGACCGGACCCUGGACCAGCAGUGUACAGUGAGUCGUCCAGGCCUGGCCAUGAUAGCAGGAGCCCUGGCUGUGGAACUCAUGGUGUCCAUACUACAGCAUACUGAAGGAGGUUAUGCGGUGGCCAGCAGUAGUGAUGACAGGAUGAAUGAACCUCCAACCUCCCUGGGUCUCGUCCCUCAUCAGAUCAGAGGGUUUCUGUCCAGAUUUGACAACGUUCUACCGGCCAGUCUGGCGUUCGACAAAUGCACUGCCUGCUCACAAAUCGUCCUGGACAGCUAUGAGAAGGAUGGUUUCAACUUCCUGUCCAAGGUGUUUAACUCCUCCCACUCCUUCCUGGAGGACCUGACUGGUUUGACUCAGCUACACCAGGAGACACAGAACGCAGAGAUUUGGGACAUGAGUGAUGAUGAGAGCAUCUGAGAGGGAGGACGGAACC
Molecule: messenger RNA, 3092 nt
Organism: Oncorhynchus kisutch (coho salmon)
Lineage: Eukaryota; Metazoa; Chordata; Actinopteri; Salmoniformes; Salmonidae
Gene: atg7
Product: ATG7 autophagy related 7 homolog (S. cerevisiae)
Biological process (GO): autophagosome assembly; C-terminal protein lipidation; protein modification by small protein conjugation
Cellular component (GO): phagophore assembly site; cytoplasm
Molecular function (GO): Atg12 activating enzyme activity; Atg8 activating enzyme activity
Source: RefSeq, a predicted model, not a curated record